GUUGACUUCUAUCUGGGAUGUGACAUUACCAGACCAGCUUUAUUUAUUACCGUGUACCUUAAUUCAUUCCAGCUUUCAUUUUGAUUGUGAUGUCUGAAUUUUCCACGGCGCCAAAGGCCACACACAUGACUAGCAAAAGAUUGAGGAAUGCGACCAAUCUCUCACGAGAAUUCACCAUGGUGCGAAUUAUUCAUCAAGGAUCGAUGGAAUGCACUGGGCUUACGUUCGUCUUUUUGCAUGGAAUUGUCUCCGAUCUCAGCUUGUACUGCAACUAUACCGCUCUUACAAAGUGGGAUACGAUAAGCACAUCGACAAAGGUUCUCCUAAUACUGUGGUCAAUAUCCUUCCAAACGUUUUGGGCCAUGGUGCUCGAAGUCUGUGGGAGAUUGCAUAUGCUUUCCGGAGAGGUGAUCAAGUCUUGGAAACAGAAAAUAUACCGGGAUAAAUAUGACCAAAAAUAUUUCUCAAAAUUUCGAAAGUGCCAGACACCGCUGGUCAUUGGGAUGGAAGGGGUCUUCAUAUUUACGAGAAAACGAGCGAUAAUAUUCCUUCAAGCAAUUGUGAAAGGAACGUUCCGUGCUUUGCUGACAAUGGGAAAUAAGCAUUAAGCAUAAAUUAAAUACUUAAAUUAUAUGGAAUAUCAGGAAUAUGUAUAUGUAAUUCUUAUAAGUUAAAUGAAACAUGUGUAAGUAAAUAUGUAAAUAUUUAUGUAAGUGUA
This is a messenger RNA of Folsomia candida, 718 nucleotides long. RefSeq lists its product as uncharacterized. Lineage: Eukaryota; Metazoa; Arthropoda; Collembola; Entomobryomorpha; Isotomidae. The coding region runs from base 90 to 608 and encodes 172 amino acids. The record is from RefSeq and is a predicted model, not a curated record. The transcript is spliced from 2 exons.